Centropristis striata (black sea bass) is the source of this 2814-nucleotide messenger RNA. It is a transcript of the gene tmc2a, whose product is annotated as transmembrane channel-like 2a. The transcript has 18 exons. The record is from RefSeq and is a predicted model, not a curated record. Gene Ontology annotation, biological process: vestibular reflex; detection of mechanical stimulus involved in sensory perception of sound. Gene Ontology annotation, cellular component: plasma membrane. Lineage: Eukaryota; Metazoa; Chordata; Actinopteri; Perciformes; Serranidae. Gene Ontology annotation, molecular function: mechanosensitive monoatomic ion channel activity. Bases 4 to 2814 code for a protein of 936 amino acids.
AGAAUGUUUCUGGAUGCAGACGGAGCCGCCCAGCGGAGGACCAACAGGAGGCAGGGAGCAGGACGAGGAGCAGCCAAGGGACGAGGCCGCGGGAAAAAACCAGCCAGCGAAGACGAAGAAGAAGAUGAGGAUGAUGAAGACGAGGCUCCCAGGGGACGCCGGGGGGCCAACAAGAAGAAGCCGGCCAAGGGAAGAGGCAAAAACAAGGAGGAGGACGACAGCGAGGAAGAGGCUCCCAAGAGGAACCGGAAAGGAGGCGCCAAUAAAAAGAAAGGAGGCAAAGCUCAGGACAGCGAGGAGGAGGAGAGUGAGGAGGAGAAGGGAAAGAAAGGAAAGAAGGGAAAGAAAGGAGGAAAAGAGGAGGAGGACAGUAAGGGAAAGAAGGGAGACGCCAAAGGAAAAGACAAAGGAAAGGACAAAGGAAAAGACAAAGGAAAGGACAAAGACAACGAUAAGAAGAAGAAGAAGAAGAAGGGCGACAGCUCCUCUGACUCCAACACCGACUCUGAGGAGGAGGAGUCCAUGUCGGAGGGAGAGAUGGCCAAGCUGAUGGAGGAGGUGGAGGAGAAGAAGAAGCUGAUCGCCACCAUCAGGAACAAACCGUGGAGGAUGAAGAGGAGGCUGGUGCACCUCAAAGAGGCUCAAGAGUUUGUGGAUAAGUUUGAAGGAGCUUUGGGGAAAGGGAAAGGCAGGAAGUGGUACGCCUACAAAGUCAUGAUGACAAAGAAAUGGAUCAAGUUCCAGAGGGACUUUGAGAAUUUCCGAACCGCCUGUAUCCCGUGGGAACGCAAGAUCAAAGAUGUGGAGAGUCACUUCGGGUCGUCGGUGGCGUCGUACUUCAUCUUCCUGCGCUGGAUGUACGGCAUGAACCUGGUCCUCUUUGGGUUCACCUUUGGUCUGGUGGUUAUCCCCGAGGUUCUGAUGGGUCUCCCCUACGGAUCCAUUCCCAGGAAGACCGUCCCCCGAGCCGAGCAGGACACGGCUCAGGACUACUCCGUCCUCAUGGACUUCAACGGUUACUGUAAGUACUCGGUCCUGUUCUACGGUUACUAUAACAACCAGCGGACCAUCGGGCUGCUGAAGUUCCGGCUGCCUCUGUCCUACCUGAUGGUCGGGAUCGGCACCUUCGGCUACAGCCUGAUGGUCGUCAUCCGCACAAUGGCCAAGAACGCUGAUGUGGGCGGUGGAGAUGGAGAUGAAGGAGAGUUCACGUUUGCCUGGAAGAUGUUCACCAGCUGGGAUUACCUCAUCGGCAACGCAGAGACGGCCGACAAUAAAUACGCCUCCAUCACCACCAGCUUCAAGGAGUCCAUCGUGGACGAGCAGGAGAACCAGAAGGACGAGAACAUCCACCUGAGGAGGUUCCUCCGGGUCCUGGCUAACGUCCUGAUCAUCUGCAGCCUCGGAGGCAGCGGCUACCUCAUCUACUUCGUGGUGAAGAGGUCUCAGGAGUUCGCCUCCAGAGACGACCUCAGCUGGUACGAGAAGAACGAGCUGGAGAUCAUCAUGUCCCUGCUGGGUCUGGUCUGUCCCCCUUUGUUUGAGACCAUCGCUGAGCUGGAGGACUACCAUCCUCGCAUCGCCCUCAAGUGGCAGCUGGGACGCAUCUUCGCCCUCUUCCUGGGGAACCUCUACACCUUCCUGUUCGCCCUGUUCGACGAGGUCAACACCAAGCUGACGGAGGAGGGCGCCAUCAAGAACGCCAGCAUCUGGGCCAUGAAGGAGUACUACGCCAACUUCACCCGAGUGAUCAACGACACCGAGGUCACCCCGCCCCCCAUGAGCCCUGCUGAUGUCAUCAGGGGACCCUGCUGGGAGACCGCCGUCGGCAUAGAGUUUGUGAAGCUGACGGUGUCAGACAUCCAGGUGUCCUACCUCACCAUCCUGAUCGGAGACUUCGCCAGAGCCGUCAUCGUUCGUUUCCUCAACUACUGCUGGUGCUGGGACCUGGAGGCUGGCUUCCCGUCAUACGGAGAGUUUGACAUCAGUGGAAACGUUCUGGGACUGGUCUUCAACCAGGGCAUGAUCUGGAUGGGAGCGUUCUAUGCUCCUGGCCUGGUGGGCAUCAACGUGCUGCGUCUCCUCAGCUCCAUGUACUACCAGUGCUGGGCCGUCAUGGCCACCAACGUCCCCCAUGAGAGGGUCUUCAAGGCCUCCAAGUCCAACAACUUCUACAUGGGUCUGCUGCUCCUCAUCCUCUUCCUCAGCCUGCUGCCCGUCGUCUACACCAUCAUGACGCUGCCGCCCUCCUUCGACUGUGGACCCUUCAGUGGGAAGGUGAAGAUGUUCGAUGUGAUCAUGGAGACUAUUGAUCUGGACCUUCCUGCCUUCCUGGGGACGCUGUUCAGCUACGCAGCAAACCCAGGACUCAUCAUCCCUGCUGUGCUGCUGAUGGUUCUGGCCAUCUACUACCUGAACUCUGUGUCUGAAGCCUAUCAGAACUCCAACAUGGAGCUGAAGAAGAAGAUGCAGAUGGCUCGUGAUGAAGAGAAGAACCGGAGGAACAACACUGACAGCACCAACCAGGUGAUGAAGGAUCUGGAGGACCUGCUGCCCAACGCCUCCCUCAGACCCCCACCAGAACCAGAACCAGAGAAACCUCCAGAACCAGAACCAAAGGCGACUAAAACCAAACCCGGCUCGGCAGGUAAAGGUGUGAACCUGCAGAAAGACGUGGCUCUGGCGUCCCCCAACCCCAACGCUCGCCAGCCGGUCAGCAGGCCGCCCCGAGGGGCCGGACCAGGACCAGGACCAGGACCAGGACCAGGACCAGGACGGGGCCGAGGCCGGGGGCGAGGAGCCCCGCCCAGAUAA